GUUUUAUGGCAAACAUUAUAUUAUAAAAGUAAUCUAAAACCAAAUGGCUGUAAGAGCUACACUUGCUUUCUCCUUAGUUUGUGGUUCAUUAUGUAUUUCUCCGGGGUUCGCAAGUAUAGAGCUUGGAUCUUGUCGUCUUUCGUGCGAUCAAAACGAGGACGGAGCAAAUCAAAAUCUUGAAUUCCCUACAAGGGCUGUCGGCCCUCCAGGAAAAGCCGGUAGAAUUGGCCAAAAGGGAGAUCGUGGACUUCCUGGUUUACCAGGGCCUACAGGUGAACCAGGUCUUCCUUGUCACUGCUCUGAAUUUGAUAUUGUGUCAAGAAAAAUAGACUCGCUGCAAACAGAAUUAUCUGAUUUGAAAGACUUCAGUUUGAAGGCACAAGGUUGGACUAAAGCUAGCAACGGUUUCUGGUAUCGACUUUUCGAUGAAACAAUGAGUUAUCCAGAUGCAAAAGAAAGCUGCCAAUCAUUCAAUGCUAGACUUGCUUCGGCGGGGAUAAGGGACGCAACUGUCCGGCAGAAACUACAAAAUGGAAUAUUGGCUUCAAUUUCAUAUUGCUGGAUUGGACUGGAUGACGUUACACAAGAAGGAAGAUUUAUUUGGUCCGAUGAUGUCGAUGACUCAACUGUUGAUCAUUCCUUGUGGUCUUCUGGAGAACCAAAUAAUUACAAAGGAGUUGAAGAUUGCGCCAUGCUAUUUAGAAAAGAUAACAGGCUGUACCUGAAUGACGGUAGAUGUACGGUGGACAUAUUAGAGUAUUUGUGUGAAAAAAUAUAAUCAGAAAAUAUAUUAAAAUGGUAUACUUUCAUUUGUAGUCAAAUUUUUAAUAAAAAUCAUUUUACCCCAUUAACAUACUAACCGUGACUGCAACGCUAACAUGCAAACAACCUCUACUGUAUAUACAUAAGUUGAAAGUGAUGCAUCAAG
This is a messenger RNA of Styela clava, 928 nucleotides long. RefSeq names its product C-type lectin mannose-binding isoform-like. Lineage: Eukaryota; Metazoa; Chordata; Ascidiacea; Stolidobranchia; Styelidae. The record is from RefSeq and is a predicted model, not a curated record.